Molecule: messenger RNA, 3938 nt
Organism: Gasterosteus aculeatus aculeatus (three-spined stickleback)
Lineage: Eukaryota; Metazoa; Chordata; Actinopteri; Perciformes; Gasterosteidae
Product: carboxy-terminal domain RNA polymerase II polypeptide A small phosphatase 1
Molecular function (GO): RNA polymerase II CTD heptapeptide repeat phosphatase activity
Source: RefSeq, a predicted model, not a curated record
CUACUUCUACUUAAAAAGUUUUAUGUUGGGCAACUUUUCAAUAAUAAUGGCCGAUACACAACAAAUACAGUAGUACAGACACAAAUCUACAUACAUGUCCAGAUGUUGCAAAUACGGUGUAAGCGUUGCCAUGGUAUCGCUUUCCGAGUGGUACCGCAGGAGUAACCGUCAGCUAAAGUUAGUUGAUGUUGCUACAUGUAGCCUGUUCGUAAAUAACAUCGUGUAUUUAAUCGUUUAACAUUAGGAUAGUAUUGUAAUGUUAUUUUUUAACAUUUUGUGGACCAAAAUAUCCAACGAUAUCCGUGUAAAUGUGUACAUUUGUGUCUGUCAGUCGUUAAAUUGGACUAGUAACAUGUCCAUAAGCUAUCCGGCUAGUUUAGCUAACUAGCUAAGUUUUGAACAACUUUCGCUCGUGCUACUACAAGGGACUGUCGUCAAACGCGUCGGCGCCGGAGGAGGGCGCGACGUUGCACACGGCCUUUCCCCUAGUGCGCCACUUUAAGGGAAAUGGGGAGCCUUGAAACCUCCGUGUUUGUAUCUUGAAGUUGCGAGCGAAGUUGAGCUCCAUGUUGAAUCAAAGUUUCUACCUCCUCGGCAGAUGCGUUUUCAUUUGAGUUUCACACGUUUUUGUUGUUGUUGUGUCGGUGUCCCGAGCGGACCACAACACCCGAGGCGAAAUGGCCGUGCAGUAGGCCGACUUGUUGCGAUGUUCUCUGGGGUGCUUCGGCUUCGUUUUCGUACAUGUUGAGUUGGUUUUAAUGCACCGAGUCAGCGAACUAUCCGUAACUUAAAAGUGUGAGAUCAGCACUUCUGAACCAGACCUGGAUGUGAUGGACAGUCCGUCCUCAAUAAUCACCCAAGUCAGCCGGGAUGAAGAGGAAAACAAAGCCGCAGAAGAGCGGGGCUCCUCGCCCUCUCUGUCCUCCAAGAAGCCCCGGAGCCGAGGCCUCUUCUCCAGCCUCUUCUGCUGCCUGUGUCGAGACCAUGCCGAGCCCCCGUCCGUCAACAACAACGCCCCCCUGCUGGUGGAGGAGAACGGAGCCGGCUCCAAGAUCCAGGUGAAGCCCCUGCUGGCUCCAGUGAAGUCUAAAGACUCAGGAAAGAUCUGCGUGGUUAUAGACCUGGAUGAGACGUUAGUUCACAGCUCUUUCAAGCCUGUGAACAAUGCAGACUUCAUCAUUCCCGUGGAAAUAGAUGGAACAGUACACCAGGUGUACGUCCUGAAGCGGCCCCACGUCGAUGAGUUCCUCAAGAGAAUGGGGGAGCUGUUUGAGUGCGUCCUGUUCACCGCCAGCUUAGCCAAGUACGCGGACCCCGUCUCCGACCUCCUGGACAAGUGGGGCGCUUUCCGCUCCCGCCUCUUCCGGGAGUCCUGCGUCUUCCACCGAGGCAACUACGUCAAGGACCUGAGCCGCCUGGGUCGAGACCUCAGCAAGGUCAUCAUCGUGGACAACUCCCCCGCCUCCUACAUCUUUCACCCCGACAACGCGGUGCCCGUGGCCUCGUGGUUCGACGACAUGGCCGACACGGAGCUGCUGGACCUCAUCCCCUUCUUCGAGAGGCUGAGCCGUGUGGAUAACGUCUACACGGUCCUCAAGCACCAAGGCGCCGCCAGCUAACGGCGCGCCGCGUCUCGCUUCAGCUCUGAACAACACGGCGUACAAGAACGGAUACACACACCCCCCCCCCCUCUCCCCGACCAGCGAGGCUCCAGGCUCCGCCCACCAGACUGCUUCCCGCUUUCAAGCCAAGGUCAUGUUCGGGACUCGGGACUCGGCUGACCUCAAACGGCCUCGCCGCCGCCACCUGCUGGUCAAACAGAACGCUCCCUGUAAUUUGUAACUUCGUCCCCAUUAGCUCGACGUGGGAUGAAAGGAUGGAGGAGGCUCAGGCUGAGCCCGCGCAGGAAGCCCGUCGCCAUGACUCUGCACAUCGUGCAGGGUUCGGUAAGCGAGCGGAGAUGGAAAUUCUGGAAAUAUUUACUUGUAAAUGAACUUCGGCCUCAUCAUUGAGUGAGCAGAUGGUGUAUGAGUACUGUAGAUUUCUUUUUAAACAAUAUCUUUGCUACACAUCCUGAUUUAGUCAAAUGUCACACUAUUUGUCUGCAGAAAAAAACGCUUGCGAUCGCCGGCGAGUUUUUACAGCGAUAUUGAUCAGGUAGUUUUGAAUCAUUGUUACAGUGUUAUGGAUGAAUCCGAUCAAAGUAAUCCGGAGUUGAUAAAUGAAUUAAUGACAAAACAAUUGGACAGCACUUUACAAGUACAGUCUAUAGUCCUCACUGGGACUGUUAUUAUUUCAGCACAAUUUAAAACUCGACUCCUCUUACUAAACAGCAUUAGAUGGUGUAUUUAAUUCUUGUAUUGAUGUAGGCAGAGAAAAAUGUUCUUCUGCAGCAACAACUGUACAACACUCUAAUGCCUUUUUAAUUUGUCAGCGGAAUAUAAACCCCAAAACAAUGAGCCCUAUUACCUAAGCCAUGUAAGACACUAAUAUGAAUAUCAAACCAUCUGCAAGCGAAAAAGCAGCUGCUGUGUUCUUGAGACUUGAUUUCCAAGGAUUGUUUAGAGAUUGAGGGACGGCCCAAAUGCGUCUGCCCACACACACGUACGGUGAUGAACGUUUGAGCCCCGAGGGGACCGGGAUCGACUCGUAACGCUUUCUUCCUACAUAUUUUCUUUUUUUUUGAAGCGGUACGUAGGUUGGAAACAUUUUCAGGACUGUAAUGAAAUGUGCUUGCGGGACGGGGAUGUGUGAGGUGCUGUGAGCAGACACACGUCUGACAGCAAAAAGUGAGAUUUAAAAAAAGAAAUCCAUCCUGAAAGAUGGCUAGUAGUGAUUCACUUUUGCACCUCUGGGUCUGUUAUUGGUCUGAUUCUGUUGUACUCCGAUGACGUAAUUAUGCUGCAGCUACUUUGGAGUUUAAAAAGUAUUUGAACAUGACCUCUAAAUGUCAGGCUUCCUUUUGUGUGCAUGCUAUUUCACAUUAACGUUUGGAGAACUCGAUCACAGGAGGAAAAGACGUUCACACUACUGCUACUGAAGUUGCUAUUAGUCAUAGAAAUUGCCCAAGGAAAGGAAUUCUGGGCGAAAAAUGAUUUGUGGGUGGAAUUUUUCUUUAAAACGCUCACACGGGGUCCGACAAAGUGCAUCUGUGUUGCUUUACGGACUAUGGUGAUGUAGCAAGCUUCUUGCUAUCUUCCUUCUAUGCGUUGACAAUACCAUGUGUGGCCUGAAGAAUGAAGCCGUGGAUUUGCCUAAAAGCCUCCAUCGCGUGUGAGAUGUAACUUUACACGGAUGAGGCUGGGAUCACACUUAAAUCCGAAAUAUUUGGAGCUUUCGCGUUAUUUUCUGUUUCAACAAAUUCUCGUCAAUCAAAUAAGCCAAGUUUGUUUCUAAACAAUUAUUUUCUGUUUUGUUUUAUUCAGUUAGUUUUGUUGUUUUCAUGCAAGACCUGGUUGUUUACCUCCUGUAUUAAUAGGCCAAUAUAUGGAACAGAAGCACCAGCAGAUUACUAAAAGGAUAGUAUCUUACUCUUGUAGACACAUGGCAAGGUUUUUAUUUUGAUAGGGUGCGUUUCAUGUAGCCACCAUCACAUGUCCCAAAUGACUGGUUUUCUUUGUAAUUCAUUGGCAAACAUGAGUAUUUAUAGGAACAUUAAGUCAUUUUUAUCAGUCAUUUGAUUACAUAUAUAAGUGUUGUCAGUAUGGGGGCCCAUUUGCUGAUACUGUGCUUCUUACACAUUCAGUAGAUAUGUAUAUUUUCUUUUGCACAGUAAUAAGGCAAACAAAUCUUCAUUAAUAUAUGGAAUAUUCCUGUUACUGUACUCAUGAUUGAAUAGAUGUAACCUAAUUUUGGAACUGUUUUGUAUUGCCGAAUUAUAAAAGUAUUGUAUGUAAUAACAUUUUUUUCCCCCACCCAUAAACGUUAAAUGAAAGAUG